UCCAAACAAGGUCAAACCAAACCAACAAGGAAAAAGAGUUUACCAGAUAAGAAAGGAGAAGUGACGGAAUUGAAUUGAAGAGGUGAAGAAAGGAAAUGGCAGAGAACAAAGAAUCAACUUCGAUUUCACUUAGUCAAGGACUGACUCGCCGUGACUCGGAUCCUGAUGAUAUACCAAAGUCUCCACCUAGCUCCCCAAAUUCCUCAACUCGCAAGGCUUGUUAUGCUGUUCUUCAGAGUUGGGUUUCAACGAAGUUCAUGACUGGAUGUGUGGUUCUGUUUCCAGUUGCUGUUACCUUUUUGGUGACAUGGUGGUUUAUCCAGUUUGUUGAUGGUUUCUUCAGUCCAAUAUAUGCUAAACUUGGCAUUGACAUAUUUGGCCUUGGAUUUAUUACUUCGCUGCUUUUUAUAUUCUUUGUUGGGAUAUUCGCUUCAUCAUGGUUGGGUGCCACUGUUUUCUGGAUUGGAGAAUGGUUUAUUAAGCGAAUGCCAUUUAUGAAGCAUAUAUACUCAGCUUCCAAGCAAAUUAGUGCUGCUAUUUCUCCAGACCAAAAUACGACUGCUUUUAAAGAGGUUGCCAUUAUUCGUCAUCCUCGCCAUGGUGAAUAUGCAUUUGGUUUCAUCACAUCAUCUGUUGUCCUUCAGAGAGAAGAUGGAGAUGAAGAGUUAUGCAGCGUUUAUGUCCCAACAAAUCAUCUGUACAUUGGCGACAUAUUUCUGGUCAAUUCUGAAGAGGUCAUAAGACCAAACUUGUCUAUUCGAGAAGGCAUAGAGAUUAUUGUUUCAGUCGGUAUGACAAUGCCACAGUUAAUAUCUUCUACAGAAAGGAUACCUCAUCAAAGCAAUAGGAUUCCUCUGAGCAGACUUAUACGAAGGAUACGAAUGGUUUGACAAGCCAAAAGGUGGCAGAUUUGUCCUUGGCUGGGUUUAUAUUUACAGAGAUUUAGCCAUUGAGAGAAUACACUAACAUAUGGAAAGGUGAAACCAUGUAAACUAAGUUUUGCACAUGUAUUAUUUCAUCUUUUACAAUUUCCUAGUGUAAAGAAAGUGCUGAGUACUCCAGUUUUGCUCUGGAUAAAGGCAGUCAUAAAUUCAUAGGAAGUCCCAAUAUCCACUUUUUUUUUUUUUUUUUUUUUAAACCUGUA
Molecule: messenger RNA, 1144 nt
Organism: Jatropha curcas
Lineage: Eukaryota; Viridiplantae; Streptophyta; Magnoliopsida; Malpighiales; Euphorbiaceae
Product: protein LIKE COV 2
Cellular component (GO): Golgi apparatus
Source: RefSeq, a predicted model, not a curated record